GAACGUUCGGAACCCAACCGCUUUCCUCUCCUUUCUCUUGCAGCCUGCCCGGCGGGGACGUUCAAGGCCAGCCAGGGCGUGGGGGUCUGCGUGCCCUGCCCCUCCAACAGCCGCUCCACCGCUGAGGCCUCACCGCUCUGCACGUGCCCGCGUUCACCCCUGCCGGCAGCUGCCUGCACCAGCGUCCCAUCCGGCCCCCGCAACGUCAUCUCCAUCGUCAACGAGACGUCCAUCAUCCUGGAGUGGCACCCGCCGCGAGAGACGGGGGGUCGGGACGAUGUCACCUACAACAUCGUCUGCAAGAAGUGCCGGUCGGACCGACGCGCCUGCUCCCGCUGCGACGACAACGUGGACUUUGUUCCCCGGCAGUUGGGGCUGACGGAGACCCGGGUCUUCAUCAGCAACCUGUGGGCGCACACGCCGUACACCUUUGAGAUCCAGGCUGUCAACGGGGUUUCCAGUAAGAGCCCCUUCCCACCGCAGCACGUCUCCGUCAACAUCACCACCAACCAAGCCGCACCCUCCACCGUCCCCAUCAUGCACCAGGUGAGUGCCACCAUGAGGAGCAUCACGCUCUCCUGGCCUCAGCCCGAGCAGCCCAACGGCAUCAUCCUGGACUAUGAGAUCCGCUACUAUGAGAAGGUGAGCCGCAUCUGCACGCCUGAUGUCAGCAGCACCGUGGGCUCCAGGCCGGCAGCGGACCACAACGAGUACAACUCCUCCAUGGCCCGCAGCCAGACCAACACGGCCAGGAUCGAGGGGCUGCGACCCGGCAUGGUGUACGUGGUGCAGGUCCGAGCCCGCACCGUGGCCGGCUACGGCAAGUACAGCGGCAAGAUGUGCUUCCAGACGCUGACGGACGAUGACUACAAGUCGGAGCUGAGAGAGCAGCUGCCUUUGAUUGCGGGGUCCGCGGCGGCCGGGGUGGUCUUCAUCGUCUCACUGGUGGCCAUUUCCAUCGUCUGCAGCAGGAAGCGCGCCUACAGCAAGGAGGCGGUGUACAGCGAUAAAUUACAGCACUACAGCACCGGGCGAGGGUCUCCAGGGAUGAAGAUCUACAUUGACCCCUUCACUUACGAGGACCCCAACGAGGCGGUCCGAGAGUUUGCCAAGGAGAUCGACGUAUCCUUUGUGAAGAUUGAAGAGGUCAUUGGAGCAGGGGAGUUCGGAGAAGUGUAUAAAGGACGCCUGAAGUUACCUGGCAAGCGGGAGAUCUAUGUGGCCAUCAAAACACUUAAAGCCGGCUACUCCGAGAAGCAGCGCCGGGAUUUCCUGAGCGAAGCCAGCAUCAUGGGGCAGUUUGACCACCCCAACAUCAUCCGGCUGGAAGGAGUGGUGACCAAAAGUCGACCGGUCAUGAUCAUCACAGAAUUCAUGGAGAACGGGGCCCUGGACUCCUUCUUGCGGCAGAAUGACGGGCAGUUCACAGUGAUCCAGCUGGUGGGGAUGCUCCGAGGAAUUGCCGCCGGGAUGAAGUACCUUGCAGAGAUGAAUUACGUGCACCGAGAUCUGGCUGCCAGGAACAUCCUGGUCAACAGCAACCUGGUGUGCAAAGUAUCGGACUUUGGCCUCUCGCGCUACCUGCAGGACGACACGUCCGACCCCACCUACACCAGCUCCUUGGGAGGGAAGAUCCCCGUCAGGUGGACAGCGCCGGAGGCCAUCGCCUACCGCAAGUUCACCUCAGCCAGCGACGUCUGGAGCUACGGCAUUGUCAUGUGGGAGGUGAUGUCGUUUGGGGAGAGGCCCUACUGGGACAUGUCCAACCAAGACGUGAUCAACGCCAUCGAGCAGGAUUACCGGCUCCCGCCGCCCAUGGACUGCCCCGCCGCCCUGCACCAGCUGAUGCUGGACUGCUGGCAGAAGGACCGCAACACCCGCCCGCGUUUCACCGAGAUAGUCAACACCCUCGAUAAAAUGAUCCGCAACCCGGCAAGCCUCAAAACUGUGGCAACCAUCACCGCUGUGCCUUCUCAGCCCCUCCUCGACCGCUCCAUCCCCGACUUCACUGCCUUUACCUCAGUAGAUGACUGGCUGAGCGCCGUGAAGAUGAGCCAGUACCGGGACAGCUUCCUCACCGCUGGCUUCACCUCCCUGCAGCUUGUUGCCCAGAUGACAUCUGAAGACCUCCUGAGAAUAGGGGUGACUUUGGCUGGGCACCAGAAGAAGAUCCUGAACAGCGUCCAGUCCAUGCGAGUACAGAUGAGUCAGUCUCCGACCUCGAUGGCAUGACGUCCCUUGUUCGACGGGGAGGGGAGUGGGGAGGGCACGCAGCGGAGGGGCAGAGGUGGGAGGGGAGGAAUUGACGGGUGCCGUGGGGCAGCGUUUGGAGAGGUGCCGCCGCUGCCCAGAGACUGUGACCGCAGGCGAAGGAUGUUCCUGGGACUCAUCUCUUAUUAACUGGUGACUUCCGUUCCUCACCAACAGAAGCACACUUACCAAUGUCAUGGGGAACAGCGUAUAAAUACAUAUAAAUAUGUACAAAUCAUAUAUUUAAAAAACAAAACAA
Phaethon lepturus (White-tailed tropicbird) is the source of this 2509-nucleotide messenger RNA. Its product is annotated as ephrin type-B receptor 1-like. Lineage: Eukaryota; Metazoa; Chordata; Aves; Phaethontiformes; Phaethontidae. Gene Ontology annotation, molecular function: protein binding; ATP binding; transmembrane-ephrin receptor activity. Gene Ontology annotation, cellular component: neuron projection. The record is from RefSeq and is a predicted model, not a curated record. Gene Ontology annotation, biological process: protein phosphorylation; axon guidance.